Molecule: messenger RNA, 2155 nt
Organism: Capsella rubella
Lineage: Eukaryota; Viridiplantae; Streptophyta; Magnoliopsida; Brassicales; Brassicaceae
Product: probable 3-ketoacyl-CoA synthase 21
Exons: 1
Coding region: 264-1661 (465 amino acids)
Biological process (GO): fatty acid biosynthetic process
Cellular component (GO): membrane
Molecular function (GO): acyltransferase activity, transferring groups other than amino-acyl groups
Source: RefSeq, a predicted model, not a curated record
UCUAAAAAGUACUGUUGCUAGCAUUAGACCACACGACCCAUGUUGGCUAUUUACUAAUCAGACAAGUAAGAAGACGUGUUGGUGUUUGUGACUAAUUGUUACAAAAUCACACAAUGAAUGCUGAAAACAAAUAGGAUGACCUAACGCAGUGAAAUCCUCUGCAACAACUUCCACAUGUUUAUUUCAUUCUCUUUUAUAUCUUCGUCUAAGCAACCAUAGUGGGCGAAUCAAUCACACAUGAAAGACUUGAACUUUCAAGUGAAAUGAACCAAACGAGGAUAGACAGAGUUUCACCAAUCUCCUUGACCAUGUCAGAGCUGACGACGUUCCUAGGCUCAGGUGGUUCUGUCUUUGAGAUCUUUGUCGGUUUGCUAGUAUUGUAUCUCAUCUACCAAAGAAUUAGAACAAGAGUCAAAGUCUACUUACUUGAUUUCACUUGUUAUCGCGCACCUGAAUCAAACCGCGUCCCAAUGUCAACCCUUAUCGAAACCAUUUACCUCGAUGACAAGCUCGAUCAAGACAGUAUUGACUUCCAAACCCGGAUUCUUGAGAGAUCCUGGUUAAGCAACCAAACCAGCAUUCCUCUUUCCCUGAUGGAGAUACCACUCAAGAAAUCUCUUCCCUCAGUCCAAAUCGAAACCAUGACCACUAUUUUCACCUCUGUUGAGGAUCUCCUGAAGAAAAACAAACUAAGCCCUCGAAGCAUAGACAUACUGAUAACCAACUGCAGUUUGCAUUCGCCUACACCGUCUCUAAGUGCAAUGGUGAUCAACAAAUUCCAUAUGAGAAGCAAUAUCAAGAGCUUUAACCUGUCCGGGAUGGGCUGUGCAGCUGGGAUUCUGUCAGUUGGUUUGGCUAAUGACUUGCUAAAGGUUCAUCGAGGCUCCUUGGCUCUUAUUAUUAGCACCGAAGCGCUGAAUACACAUUGGUAUAUUGGCAAAGACAGAUCUAUGCUUCUUACCAACUGUCUCUUUCGAAUGGGAGCAGCUGCAGUAUUGAUGUCUAGCAAUGAUCAUGACAGAGGAAAUGCAAAGUAUGAGCUCUUGCAUGUUGUUAGGACAAAUAAAGCAAAAGAUGAUCGAGCUUACCGAUGUAUCUAUCAAGACAUAGACUCUGAGGAAAAGCAAGGGGUAUCGAUAACCAAAGAUGUAAUCAGUGUUGCUGGAGAUAUGCUGAAGAUGAAUCUAACUUCACUGGGACCUUCGGUAUUACCUUACCUAGAGCAAUUCCAAUAUGUGAUACAAAACAUUCUUAGUAAGAAACUAAAGAUCUAUGAGUCGACUUCUUCUUAUACACCAAACUUCAAGACAGCGUUUGAGCAUUUCUGCAUUCAUACAGGAGGAAGAGCUGUUAUUCAAGCAAUGGAGAUGAACCUGAACUUAACAAAAGAAGACAUCGAGCCAUCAAAGAUGACUCUUCAUAGGUUCGGGAAUACUUCUUCGUCAUCCAUUUGGUACACUCUCUCUUACUUGGAAGCAAAGCGGAGAAUGAGAAAAGGCGAUAGGGUCUUGCAGAUUGCAUUUGGAAGUGGGUUCAAGUGUAACAGUGCGGUGUGGAGAUGCAUCCGAGACGUGGAGCCCAAUAUAGAAAACAAAUGGCUCGACUUUAUCGACUCAUAUCCCGUAGACGUACCUGACUCUACAAAUAUCAGACCAGGCUAGCACGAGCAAGUAAUAUAACCUUGAAGAUAAAACUCGAACGGGCUCUGAGUUAUUAGUUAAAUUCGUUCUCGUUGAACAGAAAGACCACUUUUCACAGGUUUUGAAAUUGUUGUUUGGUCUCAUUUUCACCCUCUAAGACCUAAUAGCUGAACAGUUGUCGAAUUAAUGUGGUCAGCAUAACACAAGUACUCUUUACGCGUUGUGGAAUCAUGCAAGACAUUGAAAUUUGUUAUGUUACUUUUCACAUGAUCCACAUUUAUAAUCUAGCUGUAAGAAUAACAUUUUUGUUUCUGAUAUAAUAUAUGGUCAAGAAUCGAGAAUCUUGAACCAAAAAGUUCUAACCGUGAAGCAAAAAAGAGCUACCAUGACUACUUAUUUCCAGUUUUCCACCAACGUCACCAAUAGAGAUAGAUAUGAGUGAAACAAUUCAAAGCCUUAUUGUCAUAUUAACAAGUAAGAGAAUUUUCUAUAGAGAAUUGUUGGACUGCCUUUUU